Molecule: messenger RNA, 600 nt
Organism: Necator americanus (New World hookworm)
Lineage: Eukaryota; Metazoa; Nematoda; Chromadorea; Rhabditida; Ancylostomatidae
Exons: 5
Coding region: 1-600 (199 amino acids)
Cellular component (GO): membrane
Source: RefSeq, a predicted model, not a curated record
AUGAGUGGAGAAUUUGAAUGGCCGGAGAGUUCUCUGCAUGUAUGGAUGAUGGUAUCACGAGUACAGUUCUGGUUAAUACUCAUCAUUAUUUUCGUUUCGGUUGCCGUCAUUGCCAGGGCUUUAAUCACAUUAUUCCAUCUGAAAAGAUCGUAUCACUUCCAAUUCCUCAUCUGGAUCGUCUUCGCCGAUCUUACCACGUUGCUCAUCAUCCUUAUAGACAUUAUGUCACAAUCACUUUUUAUUUCUAUGAAAGGUCCUAUUCUUUGUAAAGUUUUACUGUUCCUCUCAAACACUGCCGCGUGUUUCGUCAAUUGGGUAUGGUUUGUAAUGUUCGUACAACGAUGUGCAGCAAUUUUAUUCCCAUUAAAAAGAGAUCAUAGAGGAUUUUUCGGGAUCUUGCUCAAUACUAAGAAACUAAUCAUUGGUACAGCCAUUGUGGCUGUUAUCACUCAGAGUUGGCCAUUGGUGCUUGUUACGGAAAGGUAUGUCUCAACUGGUGAUGGCCUUAUAGCGGUCACAUGCGAGAGAGAUACCAAAAUAAUGAGGUUUGCUCUACAAUUUCUUGGAAUUUACCUACAAAAACAUAGCAUUCAGGGGUAA